Messenger RNA from Armigeres subalbatus, 1763 nucleotides. It is a transcript of the gene Oat, whose product is annotated as ornithine aminotransferase, mitochondrial. Gene Ontology annotation, cellular component: cytoplasm. NCBI's taxonomy places the organism in Eukaryota, Metazoa, Arthropoda, Insecta, Diptera, Culicidae. The transcript is spliced from 3 exons. The record is from RefSeq and is a predicted model, not a curated record. Gene Ontology annotation, molecular function: L-ornithine transaminase activity; identical protein binding; pyridoxal phosphate binding. The coding region runs from base 217 to 1647 and encodes 476 amino acids.
CGGACGACUAUUAGUUACCGUUGAGCUCGCACGGUGGUAAGGUCGCUGCGUUUGGUCCCGACUUGCGUCGUACGUAAUCUCGUCAGAAGUGUUCUGUGUUUAGGAGAACAGUGCCAGUGGUGUGAACUUGAACUUGCUGCAAAUUCGAUUGCCCCGGCUAGGAAGUUAUUUUUGGAAGUUUUUAAAAAUUGGACAGUUUGUAAUACGCACUGAAAGAUGAUCAAGAGUGUGGAAAGGGCACAACUGCUGAGGCAGAUCAGCCGGCUGCUGUUGGCGUGUGACGUUCCUGGAGCAGCUCAGCCGGCGGUGCAUGUGCCAGCGAGAUGCAGGGCCACGGUCAUGCAGAAACGACUUUCGUCGUCGCUCGUCAAUCAGGGAGCCAAAAUGGCCUCCACCGUUGCCGCCACAAAAACGAGCGAGCUUCGGCACGGAACGUCAUCGCAGGAGGUGUUCGACCGGGAGGAUAAAUUUGGCGCCCACAACUAUCACCCGCUGCCGGUGGCGUUGGCACGUGGCGAGGGAAUCUUCGUGUGGGACGUCGAGGGCAAACGAUACUACGAUUUCCUGAGCGCGUAUUCCGCGGUAAACCAGGGCCACUGCCAUCCGAAGAUCGUGCGGGCCCUCACCGAACAGGCCAAGGUAUUGGCUCUGACCUCCAGAGCCUUCUACUCCAACGUCCUCGGUGAGUACGAAGAAUACAUCACCGCCCUGUUCGGCUUCGACAAAGUGCUUCCAAUGAACACCGGUGUUGAGGGCGGGGAGACGGCAUGCAAAUUGGCGCGCAAGUGGGCGUACAAAGUGAAGAAAGUUCCACAAAACAAGGCUAAAAUUAUUUUCGCUGAAGGUAACUUCUGGGGCCGCACGUUGGCUGCCGUAUCCUCUUCAAACGAUCCGUCCAGUUAUGAAGGCUUCGGACCAUUCAUGCCUGGGUUCGAACUUGUCCCGUACAAUGACACCGGUGCGCUUGAAAGGGCCUUGCAGGAUCCCAACGUGUGCGCCUUUAUGGUGGAACCAAUUCAGGGAGAAGCUGGCGUAGUUGUUCCCGAUGAGGGAUAUCUUAGGAAGGUUCGUGAAUUAUGCACAAAGUACAACGUCCUCUUCAUUGCCGAUGAAGUACAAACGGGUCUUGCCCGAACGGGACGCAUGCUGGCGGUCGACCACGAGGACGUCAAGCCUGAUAUACUGAUCUUGGGAAAAGCUCUCUCCGGUGGAUUGUACCCCGUGUCGGCUGUGCUGGCGAACGACGACGUGAUGCUAUGCAUCAAGCCCGGCGAGCACGGAUCGACCUACGGUGGAAACCCACUGGGUUGCAAGGUAGCGAUGGCUGCCCUCGAUGUGUUGGUCAAUGAAAAGUUGGCGGAAAACGCAGAUCGCAUGGGACGUAGACUGCGAGAAUCUCUAGCGGAACUCCCGACGGACGUGGUUUCGAUUGUACGAGGAAAAGGUCUGCUGAAUGCUAUCGUGAUUAACUCCAAGUAUGAUGCGUGGGAAGUUUGCCUGCGAUUGAAGGAAAAUGGAUUGAUUGCGAAGCCAACCCAUGGGGAUAUUAUCCGGUUUGCGCCACCGUUGACCAUCAACGAAGAGCAAGUGGACGAGUGCUCGAGGAUCAUCAAAACAACAGUACUGUCAUUUGUUAAUGAACAGUAAUGGGACAAUGGAGAAGAUGAUAUUAUUGUUUAGAUUGUAAUCACAAACGCAUUUGGCUAUAAGUUUAUGAAUUUCAGUUUCCUGGUAAGCACAAUUAUAGUAUUCUCAUAAUUUAA